Molecule: messenger RNA, 3881 nt
Organism: Gasterosteus aculeatus aculeatus (three-spined stickleback)
Lineage: Eukaryota; Metazoa; Chordata; Actinopteri; Perciformes; Gasterosteidae
Source: RefSeq, a predicted model, not a curated record
UUAUGUGACAUGUUGUAUAGCCGUAUACUGUGUAAAACAAAAAUGCUUACAAAACCAUAAUGCUUUGCUUUGUGCAUCAAGAGUCCCGCACCAAAACUACCACUAGUAACACCAGAAUACAAGAUAAAGAUGUUUCCGUUUGAUAUGUAAAGCUGUUUUCCUGUAUAGAGAUGACCGUAGAUGACUUAGUAGCGCAAAUAGUGCCUUGAAGCGUGAAGCCGUUCCACGAUCCUGCUUUAAGGUGUGAAAAUGUCUUCUUGAAAGCCGCUUAUAGCGCAAAUAACGCACGCACCUGCUUUGAUUGAGUUUCGGAACCGAAACUGUGAUCGACGCAAGAUAAACCCCGGUGACGCACAUUGCUUCUGCAAAAAAAAAGGUAUAUAAGCCAACAUGUCUAAACACAAAGCGUGCUUACUUCUUGUUUCUUGCUCACACACGAAGACGGGGAAUCUAGCUUUUUUAACCUUUAGGGUUUGAAAUAUAUAACUGCUUUUAUUGUUUUCUAUUCAAUUUUCGUAAACCUUUUCGCUUUUUUAUAUAAAUAAAAAUUCUCCUUUUUGGGGAACAAAAGACCAUUUGUUUCCGGGGGAUUCCUUUCCACUGAGGGGCCUCCUCCAAGGGGCUGAAUGACAAGAACACCGCUUCGAAACCUGCAGACACCGGCCUUCGUGCCUCUGUUGAAACAAGCUGCGUCUAGAGGAGGACCCGGCAUGAGCCUCUAGAGGGCAGCGGUCUUAAACAUGGCGGCUCUGCUGGGUUCUGUGGAGCUCAACUGGGGCGACCGGUCCAACAUCAUCAAAUAGUACCCCUACAGGACGUCCAAGAGCGCCCUGAACAUGGUGAGUUGCUGUAUGGCUGUAGACCUGGAGCCUGAUGGGAUCCUCUGUAUGGUCAUACAUCCUGGCUGCGUUUGCACCGACAUGGGGGGGUCCUGAGGCCUCACUGAGUGCGGAGGAGAGCGUCUCUUCCCUCCUGUCUGUGAUUGGAGGACUGACUGAAAAGGAUCACGGGUUGUUUCUGAACUUCACCGGGGACAUUUUGCCGUGGUGAUUCCUUUUUCAUCAGCACGUCCAGCCGAUCCUGAUGGCUAUAUAUUUGAUUAUGAUCGUCUAGUGAAACAAGCAACGUUGAACGACUUAAACUUCACGUUAAAUUUUUUUAAUCCUACAUAUUUUGAGGGUCCAUAUGCACACAGAAUACAGUUUGAAAAGUUCGGCCCUACAUUUCCAUGAGUGUAUCUUUCAGUAAAGGAGGUCAAAAUAUACACAUGUUUAUUCUUGUUUAUUUUGUCCUAAACUGUUCGACUUGUAGUAAGUUGUCCACGUUAAACAGCAUUCCUUCUUUUACAAUCAAAGUAGAUGAUGUCGUACGAGGAAGUUUUGUCAAAAUGUUUUUCUUCCUCAUUCUCGAAGCAGUAAGUUAAGUUUGGGCUUUACUCAUAAGAAGACCUCGGUGUCCCAGCAGGGUCACCCAACGUAUUGUUGUGUUUGUUAAAGAUACGUUUCCUGUUUCCCAUCGUGCAUCUCUUUCAGCAUGCAGUCCCGCAAAAUAAAAGGUGACCAGUCUGAGAUAAUGAGAACAAUAAAAGCGUAAAGGAAGGCAAAUUACAUUUAACGUCCUUUGCGUGUGCCAGUUGACCAUGUUAUUGUUACUUCACAGCACCUGCUGGUUUGGGUACAGGUGCACGAGAAAGCAGAGCGCUCUACUUAGAAAAUGAACAUAUCGAACAAACUUAUAGGUUACGUAGGUGAAAAACCAAUGCUCUCUGUGUCGUGUAUUAAGAUAACGGCGGGGGCAGAAUUCUGUGUAUACGGGGGCAGUUCUAGUGCUUCCUGGCUGCAGGCGCCCGGCUCCAUUGUUGAAGCCAUCUGACCGCAACACAGGAAUCUUUAAGAGCAACAGAGCUGAAGAAGAGGGCAUGCCAUUCAGAUCUAAUCAAACCAGUUUGCCUAGACUGCUGUGCAGGAAGUCCUGUGCUCUGUGUGUGGAGAGCGAGAGGAGAGAGGCAGUGUGCACACAGCGCCUGCAACAAUGAGGUGUCGUGCUAACUAGUUAUUUUGUGUUUGUGAGAGAGCCCUGCAUUCACUGUGUGGGAAGAUUCUUGCAUUCCUGAAGGACAAGAUGAACUUGUCAUCACUUGCUACAGAGGCAUAUUUUGGCCACAUGCAGCUGGAGGGUGAGAAGUAGACCGAUGGACUAUCCGGCCAACGAGAGGCUGCUGUCGACUGCUGGAGACCUGAGAAUGCCGUUCUCAGACACGGUCAAGUACUCCAUCCUGGGCAUCUCGGUCGCUCUUCUUCUGCUGGCGCUGGGCAUCUUGGUGUGGCAGGCCUUCAGGUGCUGCACCACAAUCACCCGGCAAGAUGCUGUAAACAGGGAUCUGCUGUGCUCAGUCGAAAAGUCAAGAACGAGGAGAAGCUACUCAGGAGCUCCAUGCACUAGGAUGGAGAAUGUCAGCACAGAGGUCCGCAGGCUGAGCCGCUGUCUGUCGGGGGCCUCGUAUCCCACCUCGGAAUCCAGACAGGUGGACGGAGAGGAGCAGGACACCAUUAAAAAGGUCGAUGGAACGAUUCGUUUUUCCAUCUAUUAUGACCAACUCCAGUCGCAGCUGGUUGUCACCGUCCUGCAGGUGGAAGGGCUUCUGUGGCCAAGCCAGACAUGCAGCCUCCAGCCAUUUGUCAAGCUGAGACUCAUGUGGGCCGGUUCAGUGGGAGUGGAAGUGGACGACUGUACGGACAAGGAGGGCGAAGGGACCGCACCCAUCUUGUGGACGGUGCUGCAGGAGUGGCGGACUCGCAUUGUGAAAGGCAGCUGUAACCCUUUAUUUGGAGACCAAUUCAGCUGCAUCAUGCAGGAAGACAAGGAGCUUCAUCACAUUAACCUCAAGAUGGAGGUGAGGCACUUUGAUAAAUUCUCUAGACACACAGUGUUGGGAGAGGUGAGGGUUCCUCUAGGGCAGCUCAACAUCUCCUAUCCUCUUGAGCUACAGGAAGAUCUGAAGACACCCCAGAAGGAUCUCGUAGGAGAGGUGCUCCUCACUUUAAAGUUUCUUCCCACCUCUCAGAGGCUUGAAGUUGGACUACUUAAGGUCAGAACGGUCCUCACAGAAAUAUACUCGGAUAGAGCCCUAUAUGCCAGGAUCAGUGUGCAGUGCAACCAGCACAAAUUGAGGUACCAAAAAACCUCUGCUGUGGCCCAUUCACUGGUAACUGUCUUCAAUGAGGUCCUCAUGUUCUCCCUGCCAGAGUGUCCCCUGGAGCAGUGUAAAAUAUCAGUUUCUGUGUACGAGACUCACAUAACUAGGAAAUUAUCCAAAAAUCUAAUUGGACAGUUGACUUUGGGUAAGGAAAGAAAUUCACAGGACAAGCAUUGGAGCUUAAUGAUGUGCUCCGUUCGCCAGCCAAUAGCAAAGUGGCAUGGCAUACUGAUUUGACUCAUAUGUAAAUACUCACCGGCAGGGGCUUGAUGUUCACACCUGUUUGCAUAUGACUGAAAGCUGUAUUGCUCGUGUGUCGGCCUGAGGGAUCUGUGCCUGUGUAGCAGUAUGCCAAACAUAAACACCUCUCCUUCCUGACGCCUUAGUGGUAGAAAUAUCUUUCUGUUCCAAUCCGUUCAGCUCAACGGCCAAAAUGAAACUUUAGGUUGGUCAUUCUACAGGAACAUUUUUUUUUCUGUUGUCAACCGCUCUUUUUAACUCCAAUUCUCAUCACAUUGAAAGAGCCGGAUUGGACGUUGGCACUCCUUAUUGCUGAAGAUUACUUUUUUUACUCAAUCUGUGCAUAACUGUGUUGUUUGUGUCACAGUCAGCUUUUAUAUCUACACUUCUUUUUUGCUUGUUCGAAAAUCACGUCAUUCUGCAUUAAUAAAUCUCUAUAUCACAG